Messenger RNA from Meloidogyne enterolobii, 442 nucleotides. Lineage: Eukaryota; Metazoa; Nematoda; Chromadorea; Rhabditida; Meloidogynidae. The record is from the annotation of a GenBank genome assembly.
UUUAUUAAUGGUUUUGAGGAUGUGCAAUACUUAAAAAAGGGAUUGAGAGAGAAGGGAUUGAUGGGAGGCAGGUGAAUUUCGUUUGAAACAAUUAUUUUUAUGUCAAAAAUGCAGCCGAUGGUUGUCACUUGUUUAAAAUAUUUUUGUUGGUUGAACCUCUUCCCCAACUUUUUUUUACUUCCCUUUAUGCCCUCCCCCCAUUCUUUUUGGCACACAUCUUCAUUGCCUAAUUUGCAUUCCAAUGAUUUAACUAAAACACUAAACCAAAUUAUAAAGAAUGAGGCAUCCCUUCAAAAAAUGCCUAAAGAAGAAGAAAGAAGCGGUGAAAGAAGAGCUACAGCCAAACAAACCAAAAAAUUCAUCUCCAGCCAAACUAAACUGAUUUGGCCACAACCGAUGAGCAAGCAAAAAAGAAAUAUUUAUUAGAACACAUUUAAAAAAG